This is a messenger RNA of Peromyscus leucopus (white-footed mouse), 1462 nucleotides long. RefSeq names its product ephrin A4 (gene Efna4). Lineage: Eukaryota; Metazoa; Chordata; Mammalia; Rodentia; Cricetidae. Gene Ontology annotation, molecular function: ephrin receptor binding. Gene Ontology annotation, cellular component: plasma membrane. Gene Ontology annotation, biological process: ephrin receptor signaling pathway; axon guidance. The record is from RefSeq and is a predicted model, not a curated record.
CAGACUGGAGCCCAGGGGCGAUGCGGCUGCUGCCCCUGCUGCGGACUGUCCUCUGGGCCGCGCUGCUCGGCUCGCGCCUGCGGGGGUGCUCCAGCCUCCGCCACCCCGUCUACUGGAACUCCACGAACCCCAGGCUGCUUCGAGGGGAUGCCGUGGUGGAGCUGGGCCUCAACGAUUACCUAGACAUCUUCUGCCCACACUAUGAGCCCGGGCCCCCGGAGGGCCCCGAAACCUUUGCGUUGUACAUGGUGGACUGGUCAGGCUACCAGGCCUGCAAGGCACAGGGGGCAAACGCCUUUCAGCGAUGGAAGUGCUCUCUGCCUUUUGCUCCCUUUGGCCCUGUUCGCUUCUCCGAAAAGAUUCAGCGCUUCACACCCUUCUCCCUGGGCUUCGAGUUCUUGCCUGGAGAGACUUACUACUACAUCUCGGUGCCAACCCCGGAGAGUUCCGGCCGGUGCCUGCGCCUCCAGGUGUCCGUCUGCUGCAAGGGGAGCAAGUCGGAGUCGGCCCAUCCUGUCGGGAGCCCCGGCGAAAGUGGCACCUCUGGGUGGCGAGGAGAGCAUGCGUCCAGCCCCCUGUCUCUCCUGCUGCUGCUGCUGCUCCCGAUACUUCGUCUCCUGCGAGUUCUGUGAGCCAAGCACACCUUCCCUGUCACCCCAAGGAACCAGAGCCCUCCCCAAGAUCCUCUGUUGAAGGGGUUCCUGCUGCCGCAGCGGUGAUGCCUGCCGAGCCUGGCAGACACGAUGAAGCUUUGAUGUGCAAAGGCAGAGGAUCUGAGGUGACCCUUGUAGGUGACCGCCCCUCACCACAGGCUGAGGAGGAACUGCGAGGGAGCUGCAGACAGUGCAGGGCACCCUGGAGCCUAAGCUGCUCUGAUGGCUUCGUGUCUCCUCCCACCCGGAAGACUGGGGUUGGGUGGGAUCAAAUCCUUGAGCCACUGGGGGCCAAAGCCAAAGACCUGGGAACAGGUGGGUUCCUGGCCAGGAGCAAAGGAGAAGCCAUCUGUGCCCUCUAGGCCUCUUCCCAGGGGCAAUUGUUGCCCUCCCAGGGGGCCAGUUCACUUGUCUUCUGUGAAGACGGACUUGCCAUGAGGUUGAAUUUCAUGCUGGUUUGUAUUUUUAUAAGUGUUUGGACCAAACCUUCAAUAAAUCACCCAUUCUCAUGGGGCAUGGUGGCUCACACCUGUAAUCCAGCACUGGGGGGGUGGGGGGUGCAGUGAGCAGGAAGUCAGCCUGGGUACGAGAGACCCUGUCCCAAAAAAAUGGAUGCCAGUGAGAAGGCUCAGCAGAUUAAAGCCUUGACCACCUGUGUUCAGUCCCUGGACCCCACAUGGUGGAAAAGAGAGAACAGACUCCUGAAAGUUGUCCUUUGGGUACGCCACAUGGCAUGUCAAUGAACAUGCCACAGUGAACAUGAGAAUACGCACACACACACACAAAUAAUAAACUUUCGUUAAAAACCA